AUUUUUAGACCUGGCAACGCUUUCUUCUCUUUUAGAUACAGGAUUCCAGCAACGAUGUCUAAGCACCACGAUGCAGGGACUGCUUUCAUCCAGACCCAGCAGCUGCAUGCUGCCAUGGCAGACACUUUCCUGGAGCACAUGUGUCGCUUGGACAUUGACUCUGAGCCAACCAUUGCAAGAAACACUGGCAUCAUCUGCACCAUUGGCCCAGCCUCCCGCUCAGUGGAAAAGCUGAAGGAAAUGAUUAAAUCUGGAAUGAAUGUUGCCCGCCUCAACUUCUCUCAUGGCACCCAUGAGUAUCAUGAGGGCACAAUCAAGAACGUGCGAGAAGCUACAGAGAGCUUUGCCUCUGACCCGAUCACCUACAGACCUGUGGCUAUUGCAUUGGAUACAAAGGGACCUGAAAUCCGAACUGGACUCAUCAAGGGAAGUGGCACAGCAGAAGUGGAGCUCAAGAGAGGUGCAGCUCUCAAAGUGACCCUGGAUGAUGCCUUCAUGGAGAAGUGUGAUGAGAACGUGCUGUGGCUGGACUACAAGAAUCUCAUCAAAGUUGUGGAUGUUGGCAGCAAAAUCUACGUGGAUGAUGGUCUGAUUUCCUUGCUGGUUAAGGAGAAAGGCAAGGACUAUGUCAUGACGGAGAUUGAGAACGGCGGCAUGCUUGGCAGCAAGAAGGGAGUGAACCUGCCUGGUGCUGCGGUGGACCUGCCUGCGGUCUCCGAAAAGGACAUUCAGGACCUAAAGUUUGGUGUGGAGCAGAACGUAGAUAUGGUGUUUGCUUCCUUCAUCCGCAAGGCUGCUGAUGUCCAUGCUGUCAGAAAGGUGCUAGGGGAAAAGGGAAAGAACAUCAAGAUUAUCAGCAAGAUUGAGAACCACGAGGGUGUGCGCAGGUUUGAUGAGAUCAUGGAGGCCAGUGAUGGCAUUAUGGUGGCUCGUGGUGACCUGGGAAUUGAGAUCCCUGCUGAAAAAGUCUUCCUUGCCCAGAAGAUGAUGAUUGGGCGCUGCAACAGGGCUGGCAAACCCAUCAUUUGUGCCACUCAGAUGCUGGAAAGCAUGAUCAAGAAACCUCGCCCAACUCGUGCUGAGGGCAGCGAUGUUGCUAAUGCUGUCCUGGAUGGAGCAGACUGCAUCAUGCUCUCUGGAGAGACUGCCAAGGGAGACUACCCACUCGAGGCUGUGCGCAUGCAGCAUGCUAUUGCCCGUGAGGCCGAAGCCGCCAUCUUUCACAGGCAGUUGUUUGAGGAACUGCGCCGCCUGACCUCCCUGAAUUGUGAUCCUACUGAGGCUGCCGCUGUUGGCGCUGUGGAAGCGUCCUUCAAGUGCUGCAGUGGGGCCAUUAUUGUCCUUACCAAGUCUGGAAGGUCAGCACACCUGGUGUCCCGGUACCGCCCACGGGCUCCCAUCAUUGCUGUGACCCGCAAUGACCAGACGGCACGCCAGGCCCACCUGUACCGUGGCAUCUUCCCUGUCUUGUGCAAAGAACCAGCCCAUGAGUCAUGGGCAGAGGAUGUGGAUCUCCGUGUGAACCUGGGCAUGAAUGUUGGUAAAGCACGUGGAUUCUUCAAGAGCGGUGAUUUGGUCAUUGUACUAACAGGCUGGCGCCCUGGCUCUGGCUACACCAACACCAUGCGUGUGGUGCCAGUUCCCUAAACAACUGACUCAACCAGCAACAUGUUCGCUCCCCCUGCUCCAUCCACUCCCCCUCCCCUUGCAUUAGACCAGCAGUUGCUUGCAAUGUUCUCCUUGUCUGUAGAGUGGAUUUAGGUUGCUAAACACCACCGAGUGCAGCAGCAGGGGGAAGAGACCUUAAAUCACUAAAAAUACUUGAAGUGUUUAGUUUUUUUUAAAAACUUCUCCCUAUAGUUAAGUACUGCCCUGAUGUAUGUUGGGGUCAGGGUAGGAGGUUCCUGCAUGCUGAUGGGACUUAUGCUCCUCUGCUGCCUCUUAGCCUAGUUACUGUCCUCAGGGUGUGAACGUGCCUUUCCUUGCCCCUAUUUGGGGUGAUGGGGAAGGGAACAGGUGACUUGGGGUUCAACGGUUCUGGUGUAACACUCUGCAGUAGGCAAAUGGCAGCCCUGUGCCCCGUAGGUUCAGCUACGCAGCAGCUCCAUGUAAUGCCAGCCCUUCUCUGCUGUGUCUUCAUACGCCCGCAGGCUUGCACUGUUAGUGUCUCCAGUACACUCCAGUUCUGGAGGUACUGUGGAUUGCCACGGGUCUGUCUAGUUGUACACCGUGUGGGAGCUAGGCUGGCUCUCUUCUCUGGGUUUACUGUUGGCUCUCUGCACUGCAGACUCCACCACAAGCUCAGGAGGUGGAUGUCCUCAGAAAGCAAGAUGUGCUUAACCCUUUAAGCCCUAAAAAGCAUCUUGCUUGAGGCUGGCUGCUUUUUAUCCCCCUCUGAUGCAAGCAGAAGCUGUUACAUUUGAGACACAAAUCUCCCAAAAGACCAAAUGUAGGAUGAAUCCAAGCCUAGAUUCCCUCUAACCUGUUUUCAGUUUGACCUAAGUGUUGCAGGGGUGGGGACAGAACAAGGAUAAAACAGGAUGUUGGCUCUAAAGGGUUGAGCGCUUCAAGGGUUUCGACUGUCCAUGGCGAGCGCCCUUCACCUCUGUGCUAAGAGCUUCCUGUGCUCCUAUUGCAGUGUCACGUCUGAGUUUAGUCACGUUACCUGAGAGCGUUCUCCUUCAUUGUAAAUCUGGACAAACUGUUCACUCUUAACAGGUGUUUUGGGUUGUAGAGCACAAGUAUGUACAUCAAUAAAGAAAAGCUGAAGCACCCAUCA
Struthio camelus australis is the source of this 2779-nucleotide messenger RNA. The record is from RefSeq and is a predicted model, not a curated record. NCBI's taxonomy places the organism in Eukaryota, Metazoa, Chordata, Aves, Struthioniformes, Struthionidae.